Messenger RNA from Symbiodinium sp. CCMP2592, 2742 nucleotides. The record is from the annotation of a GenBank genome assembly. NCBI's taxonomy places the organism in Eukaryota, Dinophyceae, Suessiales, Symbiodiniaceae.
AUGAGCCAACGAGUUGUCGCCGUGGCAGAUGGCGAGGAGCGAGACUGGCUGUUCGAAACAGUGAGAGACGGAGACCUGGCCGAGGCCAAAGAAGCAUUGGCCAAAGUGAACAUGUCCGAGCUGCACAGCAGCCUGAAGCAAAACGCACUGUUUUUUGUAGCAGCUCGACGCCGCCGUGGCUGUGUGCUGCUGGCGAAACUCUGCAUCAGACAAGGCGUUGACCUCGAGCAGGUAGACACCAACCAGCAGACGCCGUUGUUUUGGGCUGCGGCUUCCGGGAAUCUGGCCAUGUUGGAGUUCCUCCUCAACUUCGGCUUCGAGGUGAACUUCAGAGACCUCAACAGAAAAACUGCGCUGUUCUUUGCCAUCAGCUACAAGCACUGGGAAGCGGUGAACUUUCUCAUAGAGCGCGGGGCUUCGUUGGACGUGAGGUCCACCAGCGGACAAAAGCCACGAUCCAUGCUGAAAUCUGCUCAGCACGAAAUUCCGGAAAGGAAGCGCAAAAGAGCUCCUCCAGCGCCGGCCAGCGCAUGUCCAGGCGCGCCAACGAAGAUCCGCUUUGCUUUGUGGGAAUGGGGGGACGAGGAUAGCGAUCCUUUGAUCGAAAGAACAUCCGAGAACGUCGUCGUGGAGAACGCAGAGCGCAUGGAGCGUGAGUUCUGCUCUGAUCACGCUCACCUUCAUGAGCAUCACCAAUGGUACAAUGGUUUGGAGCCACAGCAAGCUGCUGGCUUGGUCAACGUCUCCUUUAAAGAUGAGAAGUCUUACUUGCAACGGAUUGACGAGCUCGCAACUGCAUCAUGCGAUACCGGCUUCACCCUACCAGCUGUCUCGCGUGAAACUCGAACAGUGGCUGGGUACGUCCAUGCAACUUUCGAUAGCGAGACGUUGAAAAUUAAGCAAUGUAAGGUGGACAGGCCCCACCAAGGAAAGGGCCUGGGGGGUCUGCUGCUCCAGGCCGCCGAGGAGCGUGCCCGCAAUCUCGGGGCUUCAUUCUGCAAGGUCAAGUUGACCGUCCUGGACAGCAAUGAGCCUGCCAAGAAGUGCUACGCCAAAGCCGGCUUCAAUGUUUUCUCCAGAAGACCUUCGAUUUUUCCGCCUUGUUCGUGUCCAGAAGGCCAAUGCGGCCACCAGAAGAUGCAAUGGUUGGUUGGCAACAGCGCUCUGCCUGACAUGUGCCAUGCCAGUCCAGUCGGAUACAAUAAGAAGGUCGCCAGUUUUGAACUGUUCGUCAUGGUCAUAUUGACCUAUACCGCCGCGGACAUCUCCCCGGCCCUCGCCGCAAGCAUGAAGAUGUUGAAGCUAUUUCGGAUCAUGCGCGUCUUCCGAGUCUUCCGAUUCUUCAGAGAGCUCGGGAACUGGGCGAUGAUGAUCAUCGAUUCCUUGAAGUCGCUGUUCGGGGCAUUGAUCCUCCUCGGUAUCAUUGUCUACGUCUUUGCGGUGAGCCUUUCCAUGAACACUGCAGACUGGCUUCUCCAACAGGGCUCGGUCACGCAGCAUGCAAAGUUGUCGUCCAUAAGCAGUCUGACUGAUAGCUUUUGCCAGCCUUUGCUUCAACCGGCUUCCACUUUCCUGUCUGGUCGGAUCACGGUGGCAGACGUGGAACCCUCCAUGCACCUCAAUGACCUUCCAAACCGGCAGGAAUCUGCUGGCAUGGUGGAUCGAAUGCUCUACGAGGAUGUAGAGACCUGGUUCGGCUCGCUGGGCUCAACGGUUUAUACAUUGAUGCUGUCGAUCCUUGGGGGCGUCAGCUGGCACAUCGUCUGCGACCUCCUCUUCAGAAUCGACAUCCUGUCAGCGUGCAUGCUCCUGUUUUACAUUAUGUUUACCAUCUUCUCUGUGCUGAACGUGAUCACAGGAGUCUUCGUGGACUCGGCCAUUCAGACGACGAACUCCCAGCGGGACAUUCAGAUCGAGCGAGAGCUCGAGUUGAAGGACUCCUUCCUGAAGUCUCUCAAGGACUUCUUCGAGGCUUUGGACACGGACGGCAACGGCGCGAUCCAUUUGGAUGAGAUCAAGAUCAUGCUGCAGGACCAGACACUCGCCGCCUACUUCGCAGUGCUGGGCUUUGACGAAGUCAAUGCGCACCAAAUCUUCCACCUGCUCGACGACGAUGAGUCCGGCGAGGCGCAAGACGGGGCAGAUGACGGCGAAGCUUUGGCUGCCUUGGUCACCGAGAACGAGGACCUCGAGUUCAAGGAGGACGGCAGCGGGAAGGUUGUCGUCAAGUCAACUGGUCAUGAGAUGCCUCCUCGACUUGAGGUUGUCAAGACCUACUUGAGCGGCGCGAAGUAUCGGAAGGCUCGUGAGUGGUAUGGCUACGACUUCAGCAAGUUUGAGCCGUACAUCAUUCCGCACGAGAAGCAGAAAAAGUUUCUCUUCUGCACGGUGACCGGAACCACUUUGCCUAUGCAGCCCAAGAAGGUAGAACGGCACGUAGAGAGCAAGCGGUACAAGGAGCUCCUCCGAGUGAAGGAGGAGCAGGCGAAGAAGAAAGCCGAGAAAUCGGCGUUGAAGCGGAAGCUCAGGGCCCAGGCCAAAGGCAAGCCGAAGGCCAAGGGUGCCAAGGCCCUGAAGCCGAAGGCAAAGCAAGGAUCGCCAGCCGUAAGCAGCCCGAUAGAAAAAGGUUCAGCUGGCGAAGAGGCGAAGAAGCAACCUGCUAGAAGCAAGCUGCUGAAGCGGAAGAAGGACAUGCCGCAAGGUGUCGUGAAAAAGAAGCCGAAGAAGCAGAAGCAGGCGUAG